This is a messenger RNA of Xylaria bambusicola, 7173 nucleotides long. Its product is annotated as polyketide synthase. The transcript has 3 exons. Gene Ontology annotation, molecular function: phosphopantetheine binding; 3-oxoacyl-[acyl-carrier-protein] synthase activity; fatty acid synthase activity. Bases 581 to 7084 code for a protein of 2167 amino acids. Gene Ontology annotation, biological process: secondary metabolite biosynthetic process; fatty acid biosynthetic process. The record is from RefSeq and is a predicted model, not a curated record. Lineage: Eukaryota; Fungi; Ascomycota; Sordariomycetes; Xylariales; Xylariaceae.
UGACCUAUGGAUUCGGCGCCCCCCGGAUGAGUCGUGCGAUGUGUAUAGGACCGCCCUUAAGCUGACUAGCCGGGUGAUAUUGUGAGAGGCGUUUUCGGAGCUGACUAUAGACCGGUCUCUGGUUAAGGGAGGUACCCCUUUGCGGUGCUGAUCUUGCGCCAGCGGCUUGAGCAGCUUGGGCGUUUUUCACAUGCUUUUGAGACCUUACCUUACCCUGGGCGCUCCUGUCGAACCCAUCACCGCUGGCAUGGAAGUACCCAGCAAGCUAUCGUGACAGCCUUACCGUCCUGUGAUACGGAAGUCUCUUGUCUGUCUUCAGUGAAACUCUCAGUGGCCGAUGGACCAGGAUAGGGCCAAUACUAGCCUAGGGAUGGGCGUGUGUGAGAGCCAACAUUGUCCUACCCCUCGACGCUUAUUCACAAUACUAAGUAUUUUACAUGAAACCGAGCAAGGGACGUUGUAGUUGACUUACGCUAACUGACCUGAGAUCUGACAAUUCGUAUAUAAGUCAACAGAACUCGCAGUCCCGUGUCUUGACAUCUCCUAAACCAACUACCGCAGCCUUGUGAAGUACUGCACGAUGGCAAACCAGAUAUCUUUUCUCCUCUUUGGAGACCAAUCAUUAGACACACAUGGGUUCCUAGCGGAUUUCUUAAGGCGAGGGAAUCCCAGUAUUUUGUCAAGAGAAUUUCUCAAGCGAGCCGGUGACGCGUUAAGGGAUGAGAUAGAGAAUCUGCCUCGGGUCGAACGGCGGAAUAUACCACCAUUUCGGACGUUAGCGCAGCUGAACGAAGGUUACCAUGGGCAGAAGGUUAAAUGCCCAGGAAUUGACAGCGCCUUGUUGUGUAUAGUGCAGCUAGCCCACUAUAUUGACCACGCUGAGAAGAAUCAUGAAGAUAUUUCGGCGCCUGAGAACACAAGGCUUUCUGGCCUUUGCACCGGUUUGUUUGCGGCGGCGGCCAUUGCCACAAGCCCAUCGCUCUCUGCACUGCUUCCUAUAGCCGUUGAAGUUGCAUUGAUGGCAUUUCGUGUUGGGAGCCACGUCGGUUCUUUCUCUGAGCGGCUAAACCCGUCGGUUGAGAUAUCAGAGAGUUGGACGUACGUGAUGCCCUCUCUGAAAGAUAGCGAUGCUCAGACAGUCCUUGCAGAUUUUCACCAAUCCGAGGGAAUUCCUCAAGCCUCGCGGGCAUACAUAAGCGCAGUAUCAGCGAGCAAUAUUGCUAUCUCUGGACCGCCCAGUACGCUUGAUUCCUUAUUCAGCAAAGGCUUAUUUGAAUCAAGAACAGCUAUCCCCGUUUAUGGCCCCUACCACGCGCCUCAUCUGCAUGGUGCGGUUGACAUUGACCAGCUGCUACAUCUCAAUGAAGAGCAGGUUAGCAGCGUUCUGGCCGGUUCUCAGCCUCUAAGUGGGGUUAUGUCUUGUGUGACGGGGCGCAAUUUUCCAGAGACUAAUACAAAGUCGCUAUUGAAAGCGGUGGUUCACGAGAUACUUAAUGAGCCUCUAUAUUUCCAUAGAGCGCUCAAUGGAAGUAUCGACGAAGCACGACAUUUUACCGGAUCCCGUAUCUUGGUCAUCCCAUAUGGCCCGACACAGGCUGCAAGCACUCUUGCAAAUCACCUCAGGUCUGAGACCAAACUCGAGGUUGUCCUUCGAAUGCCACCACAGGUCUCCCGGAAAAGUAGUGCUACCCAUAUCGGAAACCAUGGGUCUACAGGGAAGUGUAAGCUAGCCAUCGUUGGCAUGGCUGGUCGCUUCCCUGAUUCUGAGAGUGCCCAAGCGCUCUGGAAUCUAUUAGAGAAAGGGAUCGAUGCUCACCGUGUGAUUCCAGCUGAUAGGUUUCCUGUUGAUACCCACUACGACCCAACCGGCAAGGCUAUCAAUACAAGCCAUACCCCGUAUGGUAAUUGGAUCAAAAACCCUGGACAUUUCGAUCCACGGUUCUUCAAUAUGUCUCCCCGUGAGGCAUAUCAGACUGAUCCCAUGCAGCGUAUGGCCUUGAUGACAGCGCACGAGGCUCUCGAGAUGUCAGGAUAUGUGCCGAACCGGACACCAUCGACAAGACUUGAUCGCAUUGGCACUUUCUAUGGUCAGACUUCAGAUGACUGGCGCGAAAUCAACGCCUCUCAAGAGGUCGACACAUACUACAUCACAGGUGGUGUGCGAGCUUUUGGACCAGGUCGCAUCAACUAUUACUUCGGUUUUAGCGGCCCUAGCCUCAACAUUGACACCGCUUGCUCCUCAAGUGCCGCGGCUAUGCAAGUCGCGUGUACGUCAUUGUGGGCUAAGGAAUGUGACACUGCCAUCGUCGGUGGUCUAUCUUGUAUGACCAAUUCCGACAUUUUCUCUGGUCUAAGCCGGGGGCAGUUUCUGUCCAAGAACAACAACUGCAACACUUUUGACAAUGACGCCGACGGCUACUGCCGAGCUGAUGGGUGUGCCUCUGUUAUCGUCAAGCGUCUUGAUGAUGCUCUUGCGGACAAGGACAAUGUCUUGGCUGUUAUAUUGGGCACGCAAACUAAUCACUCCGCCGACGCCAUCUCUAUUACGCACCCCCAUGGCCCGACCCAGUCUGUGCUGUCUUCAUCUAUCCUGGACGAGGCAGGUGUGGAUCCUCUUGAUGUUGACUAUGUAGAAAUGCAUGGAACCGGCACCCAGGCUGGUGAUGGAACGGAAAUGGUUUCUGUCACUGAUGUCUUUGCUCCUGCGAACCGCCAUCGUCCAAUUGAUAGACCCCUAUAUCUUGGUGCGGUGAAAUCUAACGUGGGCCACGGUGAAGCUGCUUCCGGCGUCACGGCUCUCAUCAAGGUGUUAUUGAUGCUUCAGAAAAAUGCUAUUCCACCUCAUAUUGGUAUCAAGAAAGAUAUCAAUAAGACAUUCCCUAAGGAUCUUGGUCAACGAGGCGUCAACAUUGCUUUCCAUAAAACACCUUUCUUUCGAAAGGACGGGAAGCCUCGUCGGGUCUUCGUCAACAACUUCAGUGCUGCUGGCGGUAACACCGGCCUCCUCCUUGAGGACGGCCCACGCUACAAGAACGCUACAGUAGAUCCUCGUAGCCAUCAUGUCAUAACUGUGACUGCUAAGUCUAAGUCUGCUAUGAUACGCAACGCAGAGGCUCUCGUGAAGUGGAUGGAUGAGAAUCCGUCUACAUCUGUGUCUCACGUAGCAUACACCACCACCGCUCGCAGGAUUCAACAUUACUGGCGUAUGAACGUGACCGCUUCCAGCCUGACAGAAGCGCGAGAUGCUAUUCAAGAGAGGCUCAAGUCGAAUUUCGUCCCCGUCUCUCCAGAGCAACCCAAGGUUGCGUUCAUGUUCACUGGUCAAGGUUCGCAUUACGCCGGGUUGGGUAAGGACCUGUACGGACACUACUCCAUCUUCCGCCAGGCUAUCAACGAGUGUAACCAACUAGCCCUUAUUCAUGGGUUCCCGUCAUUCUUACCUCUUAUAGAUGGUAGUGAGCCCGAGGUUCAGAAACUUUCUCCCGUAAUUGUCCAACUUGGCCUAGCUUCUUUCGAAAUAGCCCUCGCUAAACUCUGGAAUUCCUGGGGGAUUCGACCGAGCGUAGUCCUUGGACACAGCCUUGGUGAAUAUGCUGCCCUGCACGUUGCGGGCGUUCUUUCAGCUAGUGACACCAUUUAUCUUGUCGGUGCUCGUGCACAGCUCCUGGUGGAGAAGUGUACCGCAGGUACUCAUGCUAUGCUUGCUGUUCAAGGUCCCGUGGACACUGUCACUGAAGCUCUAGCCAAUCGUACGACGGCUAUGAAUAUUGCUUGUAUCAAUGGUCCUCGUGAGACUGUGCUCAGUGGUAGCUCAAAGGAGAUAGCUGACGUUGCCGAGCAACUUGGCGGUGCUGGAUUCAAGUGCACUCAGUUAAAGGUUCCUUUUGCUUUCCACUCAGCUCAAGUCGAGCCAAUCUUGGACGAUUUCGAGAAACUUGCACGCUCAGUCAAGUUCCACAGUCCCCUCACUCCGGUCAUUUCACCCUUGCUUGGGAAGCUUGUUCAGAACCAGCCCAUCGAUGCUGCCUACUUACGUAGCCAUGCUCGGGAUGCCGUCAAUUUCCUCGGCGGACUCGUUGCUGCGCAGGAGUCCAAUGUCAUUGACGAGAAAACGGUUUGGCUCGAAAUUGGGCCUCAUCCGGUAUGUGCCAAUAUGGUCAAGGCUGCCUUUGGUGCUUCUACCAUCGCUGUUCCGUCUCUCCGUCGCAACGAAACCCCCUACAAGAUCAUGUCCUCAACCUUGUGCACUCUCCACUCGGCUGGUUUAAAUCUGGAUUGGAAUGAAUACCAUCGCGAUUUUGAUAGGACCGUUCGCCUUCUAGACUUGCCAGCUUACUCAUUCGACCUAAAAGAUUACUGGCUGCAGUACACUGGCGAUUGGUGUAUCACUAAAAACCGUGGAGCUGCUGCUUCUCCAUCAGCUAAGGCUAUCGAGGCUCCAGCAAAGCCGAAGCUAUCUACCACCUCAGUGCAGAAGAUUACUAAAGAAGAGGUUAACGGAGAUAUUGUAGUUCUUGAAACAGAGACCGAGAUGACCGAGGAGAACAUGCGAAAGGUCUGCUCUGGUCAUCUUGUCAACGGCACUGCACUUACACCAUCGUCGCUCUACGGUGAUAUGGCUAUGACCAUAUGCGAGUAUGGUUAUAAACUCUUACGUCCCGAUGCCAAAGAUGUCGGCACAAAUGUUGCCAACAUGCAUGUUCCCAAGACGUUAAUUUUCGAUACUAAAGCCGACAGUCAGAUUUUACGCAUGCAAGUCAAGAUUAACGCCACUGAGGGCACUGCUGAUGUUAUCUGGUCCACCGGCGAAGGAUCAAAGAAAACAGAGCAUGCUAACUGCAAAGUCUACUUUGGUGACAACCAGGAGUGGCUUGGUGAGUUUGAGCGUGUGAGCUACCUUAUUCAGUCACGCAUAGAUGCUCUGAAAGCUGCGGAGGCGCGUGGUGAAGCGUCGAAAGUCGGUCGUGGCCUUGCAUAUAAGCUAUUCGCUGCUCUUGUUGACUACGACCGUCGAUACCGAGGGAUGGAAUCUGUCAUCCUUGAUAGCGCGACAUGCGAGGCUACUGCAAAGAUUGUGUUUCAAACCUCCCCGGAAGAUGGCACGUUCCAUACGCCGCCAUAUUGGAUUGACUCUGUUUGCCACAUCUCAGGCUUCAUUGUCAACGGCACUGAUGCUGUUGAUUCUCGCGAGCAUGUGUAUAUCUCACACGGAUGGGGUAGCAUGAGGAUUGCCGAACGUCUAGAUGCCACCAAGACCUACCAAUCCUACAUCCGCAUGCAGGAGAUCAAAGGUACCAAGAUGAUGUCUGGUGAUGCCUAUGUCUUUGAUGGCCCUAGGCUCAUUGGUAUCGCUGGUGAUGUUCGCUUCCAAGCUAUCCCCCGCAAGGUUCUCAACAUUGUCCUUCCUCCCCAGGGCGCUGCCGCUUCCGCAGCCGCACCUGUUCGUGCUACCCCAGCUGCGAGAACUGUGAAAGCGCCAGCUAAAGAAGCACCAACCAAAGAGAAAAAGCAGGUCACUGCCAAGAACCUCCCAGCUGUUAACAAGAAACUCACCAAGCGAUCAGUUGUCGUUCAGGUCAUGGAUAUUGUCGCUAAAGAAACCGGUGUUGGUCACGAUGAGCUGGCUGAUAACAUCGCAUUCUCUGAUCUCGGCGUUGACUCUCUUAUGGGUCUGACUAUCAGCGGUCGCCUCAGAGAGGAGCUGGAACUUGAUAUUGACUCGCAUUCUUUCAAUGAUCACGCUACAAUUGGGGCUUUCAAGAAAUUUCUGGCCCAAUUUGAGUCCACUACUAUUACCGCUGAAGAAAUCAGUACUGUCGGUGGAAGUGAGGACAGUGACGAGGAGGACGAAGAGUCUGACGAUUCUAACGUUACUACACCUCCGGACGACAGUGAGAAAGGCUCGAUCAAGGGCGAUUCUGCCGCUAUCGAAUCUGGAAGUACUGGCGAACUACAACAACUCAUCCGGGAUACCAUCUGUGCUGAAAUGGGCGUUGAAGUCGAAGAAAUCAUUGCUGCCCCAGACUUGGCUGCCCUUGGCAUGGAUUCUCUCAUGAGUUUGUCAAUCCUCGGAAUCUUACGAGAAAAAACAGGCCAAGAUAUUCCAAGUGAUCUACUAGGGCACAAUCCAUCUCUCAAGGAUGUUGAAAGAGCCCUUGGCGUAGUUGACAAGCCAAAGAAAGCUGCAACAGCACCUAAGCCCCUCGAAAUCAAGUCCACUAAGACCGUUGUUAAAAAGGAAGCCACAGUUGUGACGGUUUCGAAGUCAGUGGUAGUCGAUGAUGCCUAUCCCCACCGCAAGGCCUCGUCCGUUCUCUUACAGGGCAACCACCGCACAGCCUCCCGCCAACUUUUCAUGAUUCCCGAUGGUAGUGGGAGCGCCACUUCCUACACAGAGAUUGCGCAGCUUGGUCCCGACAUUGCUGUCUGGGGCAUGUUCUCCCCAUUCAUGAAGACCCCGGAAGAGUACAAGUGUGGCGUAUACGGAAUGGCAACCAAAUUCAUUGCAGAAAUGAAACGUCGUCAGCCUAAGGGGCCGUAUGCCCUAGCAGGUUGGUCGGCAGGUGGUGUAAUUGCCUACGAAAUCGUGAACCAGCUUACUAAGGCAAAUGAUGAGGUAUCGCAUCUCAUUAUCAUUGACGCCCCAUGUCCAAUCACCAUAGAGCCACUGCCAGCUGGUCUGCACGCCUGGUUCGCUGAGAUUGGCCUGCUUGGCGAAGGAGACUCCGCUGAGGCUAAGAAGAUUCCUUCGUGGCUAUUGCCACAUUUCGCUGCUUCGGUUACUGCUUUGUCCAACUACACUGCCGAGCCUAUCCAGAAGGAAAAGUGUCCAAACGUGAUGGCUAUCUGGUGUGAGGAUGGAGUAUGCAAAGAACCUACUGAUCCUCGCCCUGAUCCCUACCCCACUGGGCAUGCACUCUUCCUGCUUGACAACCGUACGGAUUUUGGACCGAACCGCUGGGAUGAGUAUCUAGACAUCGACAAAAUGAAAUUUCGCCACAUGCCGGGAAACCAUUUCUCCAUGAUGCAUGGCGACCUGGCCAAGCAGCUUGGCGGCUUCAUGAAAGAAGGUAUUAACAUGUAGAUUGAUUGAGGCUUGUUAUCAAAGAACCAAUACAAUCAUGACAGUAAUGGCCACCAGGGAACAAUGACUGUUCAACUCUACGAUCAUUA